UCCCGCAACUAGUAAAUUUCAGUAUUUAGGAAUAACAUUUAAAUCCAUUAAUAAUACAAGUUAAGUAUUGGGUCACUAUGGUAAUUAAGGCUCCAACAUGAUGUUACAGCUGCUGUUAUUCUGCUUGGUGCUCUUUAUCAACGUCUAUUGGAUCUUGCCCACGGGCAUUAGCUGGUAUUUGGUCAAAAGGUUUCGGGUCAAAGUUCGGAUUGGCCGAAUUUCGCUGCCUUAUUUCUCUCUGAAGAAUGUGCACAUUAGCAAGAGUGGAUUCUCGGUGCAAAUCGAGGAGGUGUGUCUACGUAGCAGUUUCUUCACCACCGAUGUGACCAAGCUACUUUCCAUAUACAUCCGGGACAUCCGCAUUAAUAAGGACAUUCACAGCAGACAAGAUGAUAACGAUGAUGCUUACGAGUUUCAGCGGACUCAGACCUCAGAAGGUAAACCCUCGGAGGCGAAGGGUGUGCCAGAUUUCCGGCAAACUAAGGUGCCGGCGAGCAUCAUCACAUUUGCCCAGUUCAUGGCGGUGCAUGUGAACAACAUAUCAGUAGUCCUAAUGAAUAAUGAUUUUGAUCCGGGCUGGUUUAUCCAUGCCACGGCGAAGGAGCUACAUCUGGAUGGCAGUAUCGUGCAGAAUGCUCGUGUUCUGCUUGUAAACGCCGCUCUAAGCGAAGCCCAGGCCAAGAUGCUUAGGCACUGCAGCUCACGUCGCCAGUCGCUGGAGAAUCUCAACAAAAUUCGUCCCUGUCUGGGAGAGGUCAGUUUCGAUACGACUCUGGAUGCCUCUCUUUUUGCCCAGGGACCACUGUCAAUGGAUACCCUUAGUCUGGUUAUCAACAAUGCCAAAUCCGUAAUUCAUGGCGGACUGUACGAGUUCCUUAGUGAAGCCAAGCGAAGAACAACGACUGGUCAGCAGUCUCGGCGUUCUAAGCCGGCCACAGCGCCCUCCAAGAGGUCCUACGAUAAUGAUAACUACGAGAAACUGGCGCCGAUUAUACCAAAGAACUUUAACUUUAGCAUCAGGGCGGCAACCUUCUCGGCCGUCAAAGAGAACUCACAAAAUGAUUUUAGUGCCAAGCUGCAGUCGUUUCAAAUCUCUGGAAAGUUUAACUCGAAAGUUACAGAUGAAAAGACGUUGCUGCCUUCAAUGCUUGCGAAAUUGGGUUUUCAACAUUUAGAUAUUGAUACCAAAUAUGAAAAAUUACUUUUCGUAGAACAAUUCACCAUAGACUCUGUGCUGGAAAAAGACAUUUUCAACCUGUAUGUGAAGCUUAAGACAUUCCAAAUCAUCUACAACCAUAGUGAGAUAUAUGACUUUGUUAAUAACAAUUUCCUAGCUCGACAGCGCUCGAGCGGAGCACAGCCAAUCCUCAUACACAAGCAGAAAUCUUUGCCGGAUCAGUUAUAUCUUGAUACAACUACGGAGAGCAAUCUGAGAGCGAUUCAGAGGAAUCAGGGAGGCGUUCUUGAGUGGAUUAUGCAGCGGAUCGUAGUCAAAGGCUGCGCGGAACUGUUUAAUGUCUCACUUCUUAUGAAACUGGAGGAUGAACAUAUUGCCAUGAGUGUGAGUCAUACGAGGUUCCUCUUAGAGCAAAUUGAGGAGAAACGGAGUAAUCUCUAUGAAAAUAAAUUCCUUAAUUUGUUGCUGAACCAACGGCAAUGGAGCAUGGAGCUGAUGGUAGAAACGCUGUGGUCAAAUCUCGGGAACUCCAUUAACGACACUAACAACUUAAAGAAGACCCAUUCACCUGGCUCUCCAUUUUUCCUCGGAGUGAGCCUGGUUAAGCUAUGCUCCUAUGCAAACACCACAAAACUGGACUUAUCCGUGCACACUUUUCGCACGGAAUAUAGCAUGCAGUUGGCCGAGUUUGUGGUGAAGUCAAUGGAGUGCCUACGGCAGUACCGGGGCAUCAAGCCAAGGAAUAUAUCGGGACAAUCUCAGUCUAGAGCAAAUGUCGGCCUUACUCUUUCUGUGCAACCAACACAAUCAUCUACCUCUCUACGCGUGUCUGUUAAGGUCAAGGAUAUUACGGCAUAUUUUGUUAACCAUCACAAUGUCUACACGCUGCUAAGUUUUUCAGAACUGAAUUUGUCGCGGGCUCAAAACUUAACCACCCUGAAGCUCGAAGAAUUUCAAAUGGCUAUAAUGCGCUCGAUGACGGCUUCUUCGCUUUGUCUUACCGACUUUUCGGAUGUGUUUGCCACUUGCAAAAUGAUUCGAUUGGAGCAUGAACAAGUAGAGGGAACGCUAGGCAAGUUGUCCAUUUACAUACCCGGCAACAUGGAAGCCACGUGGAAUACCAAUUUGCAUAUGCACCUGUUAACUUUAGUGAGGGAUAUGCAAGACCUAAAGACUGAGUUAGCGAUUCCUGCUUCUCCUGUUAAGAGAACAGUUCCAAGAGGAGGACUAGUGGUUGAGUUGUCUGCAGAACGGAGCACCAUCUUCGAGAUAAAGUUUUCUGAUCGACACUCUAUUCAGAUAUUUGUAGAAAGCCUUUUCUUUAGUCAAAAGGAACGUUGCAUUAUCUAUGCUGAAAAUGUGUUUGUCAAGAUCGAUAAUCAGCACAUAUUUACAGUGAAAGAGUUGGAUCUACAAUCAGUCCCCCGUCUUGAGGUACUGACCCAAGAACGACAAAACUUUCCUGGGUUUCAGCUGCCCUCCAACAAGGUGUGGGUUACCACUAUCGGAUCUUUUAAAGCCAUUUUCCCAUAUGACCACGACUUUUACAAUGCAGUGAACGGAGAGUGCACAUCCCAUUUUAAGUGGCUGAAAAUGGUUCAUAAUUACAAAAAGAAACCAUUUACAGAGGAUUCACCGCUACCCUGUGAUUUGGUAAUUAAGAUCAAGGAGUUUCUGCUGGAAAUAAGCGACGAUCCCUUCGAAGUGAAACUUCGCGAUAACUAUGUCCUACUGGUGGAUGAAUACCUGGAAAGCUUAAAGCGCAAGGCUCUGUUUGAUAAGAAGAUUGGCGAACUUUGCUCGGAACGUCUUUUGUUACCAUCUGGAACCAUAGAGAGUCUUUAUGCCAACCUAAUUAAGAAGAACUCAGAGAUCUAUAUACAGCGAUCAAAAAAGAUUCGCGAAAGUGGCCCCGUUCGCACACGACUUCUAGCCUGGAUCAUGACGGACGUGAAUAUUAUGGCUAUGGCUGACACCUCCAUCCAUGGCUAUGAUAAUGUGACACGUAUAAUGCGCGAAAUCGAUCACGAAAGUCCGUGGCCAGAGGAGGGGUUGGAGUUCUCUACGUUGUGGUGCCGAGGUGUGAACAUCAGCUGCACUGAAUGGAAAUUCAUGCUUAGGGACUUUCCACAACCCAUGUUUUGUGUAAAGAGCAUGCGGCUGUACGGUAAUCUUUGUGGAGCUGAACAAAUGGGCUCCAAGAGAGCCAAGCGAGAUGUCUUUAUAGAGGUGGGCGAACCCUUUGGCACCGAUGUGAUCCAACGUAGCAUGCCUUCUCUGAAGUUCUACCACGACUUUGAUUGUGAACUGGAGAGCUGUAGCUACGCCUUUGGUGCGUGCUGGGAACCUGUAAUGGCCCAGUGCAACUUGAGCUUUGAGAAGAUCUCAGCCCCCUCAAAGGAUCCGUCACCUCCCUUGCCAUUUUGGGAUAAGUUGCGUUUGCUUCUGCAUGGUCGGUUAACGUUGAUAGCCAAGCAAUUCACCAUAUUACUCCACGCCUCGCUUGAUCCUUAUAACACCACAGAGGAAAUGGAGUUGACCUGGAAUAACUGUGGAAUUGUGUUGACAAAUGCCAAGAUUAUGUUUAAAGGAGAGCUUAAUGUCACUGUUCGAACAGCUUCUCGCUACGACGAUUGUCGUUUGCUUCAUUUUCCUAAUCUUAAGUUGACGAUCAAGCUUAAAUGGGUGUGUCUGGCUAAUCCCAAUGACCACCAUGCUGUGAUGCCCUGUGCCCCAGACAAGCUGCCAGAAUACUCUAGUAAUCAAGUUCACGACUCUUUCCGAGCUUUCCGAUCGCUAAAUCUAAACAUUUGGAUAUCAUUCGAGACUAAGCCCAAGGCAGGGGAUGAUUUGGAAGUCGAUAUACCCAGUCUGGUUUUAUACGGUAGCACCUUGCGAUGGUUUGAGAGUCUCCAACUGAUUCUGUCGGGUGUAACAAGGCCGACGCGACGUGGUCCAGUAUUCAACAAUGUGAGGCCACGGAAAAAACCGCUCAGUCGUCACUACAAGAAGGCCAACCUGCAAAUGUGCCUUCACAAGUUCCAGGUUCUCUACUGGAUGUCCCACGCACUGCAAAAGGGAUUCCAGUUAAAUGGCCGGCGUGUAUCUUUUAGUUCCGAGCACUCUCUGACCCUCAAUCCCAUUGACGAUGGACUUAUCCAUAGGCCACGGGCAGAUUGGUCAACAAUCUACAUGAACUGCGAGCUUAACGAUGCUGAAAUCUGGUUAAAAAGCAUUUUGACCGAAAAGAUGGACAGCAGUUCUGAGAACUUGGCCAGUGCAGCAGAUGCCUUUAAAAUCGUGCGAUUCUACUUUCUAAGCGUAGCUAAGGUAUCCUAUGGUCGCGAAGCUCUAAUACCCACCACGGCUACUAGCACUGAGGAGGAUGUUAAGGCUCAGUCCACGACACCAACGCAUAAAUUGGUUGUUUACGAUUUGAAGGGAGCCUGGACAAAGAGCAAUCGGGAUGUGGCCUUUGCUCUUUUUGAUUCCUUUAUGAAAUCACAGAAAUUAAAGAACAAUCUUUCUACGGAAGCAGUAAAGAGUUAUCGCAAGGAGGGUCCCAACUCGGCAGUACUUAAACACAAGCGAAGUGAUAGCACCAUUACUUUAUCCAGCACUAACAACGAGGUCUUGCCGAUUUCCAACCCCAAUGCAUCGAUGAAAAAGGCCCCAGCACAGAUCCAUGCCACAGCAAUGUUGCAACAACUGAUCGCAGAAGCCGACCACAAGUUCAAUGUCUACAGUGAUGAUCAUAGCACUCAGUCGAGGGAACUGCAGCUUCAGGGUCUGCAGGCGUGUUCCGCUCAGGACAUAAUUCAUGAGAACUGGUCUAUUAGCCUGGUAAACUCGCAAGUGCUGCUCAAGGGCUGUGAAACUUCUGGCUAUGUAAUCAUCAGUGCUGCUAAGGCGGAAAUCUUGCAGCGUGAGCAUCGUCCAGUUUGGCGCGAGCGCUCGCUAAUUUCGAAAACUACGUGGAAGGGACUGUUGGAGUGCAUGCAGUACUAUGCGACAGUUAGCGCGGGAGAUAAUAAUUCCCUUUUAGAGAAGGAAAUCAUGUGGCUGACGGUGGACAACAUUCAGGAUAAAGACGAAACUGUGAUUAACAAUCUGCCGGACAUCUCACACUUGGUGGGCAGUGGACGCAGUGUGGGUGGUGUAGUUUCCGAGACUGUUGGUGCUUUUCUAAGCGAUAACUCCGGGGAAGCUCAGCCCGUCCAACUGCAGCGCAUUGUGUCCAAGUGUAAGUGCGAGUUCUUCUAUGUGAGCUACGGUGAUGCCAUCGAUCCGAAUAGCAUUACUGAGGUGCCUCCGCCGCCUUCAGAGGAGUUGCAAUCUCCUUGGGAAAAACAAGACGAUCCAGUGGAUGCCUUCACCCUGAUGCAUCACGAUCUGGAUGUGUGCACUAACUCAUUGCAGUACGCCAUGAUCCUGGAUAUUGUAAACAACCUGUUGCUUUAUGUUGAACCCCAGCGAAAGCAGGCAGCGGAGAAGCUGACAAGGAUGCGCUUCCAGCUUCAACUGCACUCGACGGAGGAUCAGAAGCGACCCAUUCAACAGAAGCAAACGGUCAUCCGUAGCCUGUUGAUGAAGAUUCGCUCGCUUGAAAAAGACACACAUAUGAUCAGUAAGGAGCGGAUAGAGGAUGGCGACUCAUUGGAGCUGCGGCAAGAAUACGAUCAUGUCCAACAGAUGAUACGAGAAAGCAAGGAGGAGCUAAACACCUUCAGCGAGGAUCUGGAUAUGAUGUUGCUGUGCUAUAAAGAGACUCAGUUAUCGCAGCUCAGCAAGAUAUUAAACGUGCGCUCUGAUGAGUCGGUGACCAUGGUGCGCACCAACGAGAUCUGCUUCAAGCGCGCCCAAUGGCGGCUUACUGAAACAGAUGGACAGAUUGGCAUAGCUGAUCUUGUUCUGAGUGCUUUCCUUUACACAAAAAAGUCCAAGAGUGAUGAUUCUGUUGAACAUCUGCUAGAGCUUGGAAAUAUACGAAUGGAAAACCUUUUACCAAGAGAGAUCUAUCGCGAUGUCCUGCUGGCCACAGAAAUCCAAAAGGACAUGCCCGUAGAUACACACAAGCGGGUGCUGCGUAUCUUCUGUCGGGAAAAGGCUCCAGUGGGCGGCAUAUCAGUAAAGGAACAUUUUGAGAUCAAUGUGGCUCCCAUUACUAUUGCCAUUACGAAAAAGUUCUAUAGCACUAUGUUGAAGUUCUGCUUCCCGGAUCGAGAUGCCUCCGAAACGGAGGUUAGCGAUGAACUGGACGACAAUGCCUCAACAAGUUCGGCGUCCACAGCGAAUUUGCAGGCAAAGCCUUCAACUUCUUCGUCCACCAAGCGAUCGGGAAAAGGCAAGAAGGGUGCCAAGGACUCGGAGUUCUAUGUAAAGAUUGAAAAGGAUGACGUCGAAAAGAUGAAGGAGCGCGCCGAGAAGAACAAGCUGUUUAUCUACAUCAAGAUUCCCGAAGUGCCUGUGCGCGUCAGCUACAAGGGCAAUAAGGAAAAGAAUCUAGAAGACAUCACAGAUUACUCACUAGUCAUACCAACGUUAGAGUAUCACAACGUAACUUGGACCUGGUUGGAUCUGCUGCUGGCAAUGAAAUCGGUAAGCCGGCGGGUUAUAUUCUCGCAGGCCAUCAAGCAGAAGCUGCAUAUCCACCAGCGACAACCUAUUCUGUCCGCUGGAGAACGAGCCACCCCACAAGAAGCGGAGGAUAAGGCUGUGAUGCUCUUCGGAAACCGUUUAUUGAAUGAAAACCGUAACCAGAAAAAGGGUGUCUUCAAGUUUUCAAGUGGAAAGAGAUCCGGAAAUGAUUGAAACGUGCAUUCUUAUUCAACGAUAUUUGUUUGCUUUUUAUUUAUUACUGUACGUUCAAAGGAUGUACGAAAAUAUGUGCAACUUGCGGUACUGACCAGGACUUAGCACAGCUUAUCUAAAACGCCGUAAUCAACUAACAAGAAUGUCGAGUGCAUCUUGGCCCGUUUAACAAUACAUUAUACAAUACAAUCACACACACUCUCAAGUAUUAUGCUAUGUAACUCUCUAAAUAUAGCUAUUUAUGUAUGUAUGUUUGUUGCUAGCAAUAAAGAGGGAGUAGGCGUAGUUAAUUUUUA
This is a messenger RNA of Drosophila eugracilis, 7284 nucleotides long. RefSeq names its product protein KIAA0100 (gene hob). Bases 98 to 6988 code for a protein of 2296 amino acids. The transcript is spliced from 9 exons. NCBI's taxonomy places the organism in Eukaryota, Metazoa, Arthropoda, Insecta, Diptera, Drosophilidae. The record is from RefSeq and is a predicted model, not a curated record.